Messenger RNA from Magallana angulata, 4837 nucleotides. RefSeq lists its product as uncharacterized. Gene Ontology annotation, molecular function: protein binding. The record is from RefSeq and is a predicted model, not a curated record. The coding region runs from base 482 to 3976 and encodes 1164 amino acids. The transcript is spliced from 17 exons. Gene Ontology annotation, biological process: signal transduction. NCBI's taxonomy places the organism in Eukaryota, Metazoa, Mollusca, Bivalvia, Ostreida, Ostreidae.
AUAGACGAGCAGGAACCAACAGACAUUUUAUGAACAGAGUCCUAUUUACAGUAGACAACUCAUGUAUACAGUGAUCAUUCAAAUAUCGAACAAUUUUAAAGUUCAGCUCGACUUGUACGAUCCCUUCAGUGUUGAACAGGCAUUAAGUUGUGUUUCGAAACAAUUAUAUGCUCGUAUUUUAGCUGGUUUAUCGAUACGGGCCUUGAAGUGUUGAUGUUUUCUUCUACGAAACAAAAAAAUGCCAACGGACAGAUUUCUGUUUUCCGAUCAAAUGUGACGGGACACAGCUAAUGUGGAAAGAUGAAUCCAACUAGAAGUAGGAACAUUUUAGACGAGGCAGAUUUAUUCAUGAUAUAACGGAUACCGAAGAGUUUACGACAACAGGCACAGACCAAUUAAUGAUCGUUUCUAGCUGUUUAACAAAUCCCGGAUAAGAAAAUCUGCACUAUGUAAGUAUGCACAUAGAAUUCCUCCCCCCGAGAUGUCACUAAAGGAAAGACAACUUCUGGUGGCAGUGGAGAAGGCCCAAACCAAAAUGAUAGAAACUCUGAUUUCACAGGGCGUAUGUGUCAACUGUAAAGCACGGGAUGACGGUUCGACACCAUUGAUCAAAGCAGCAAAAUGUAGAAACCACGUGGUCCAAAAGUUACUAUUGCAACACGGAGCAGACAUUUCGGCAAAAAAUUCGCUGGGACUGACGGCCCUGCACUAUACGGCGGAGGCGGGUGACACAGAGACCCUCAAGUUAUUAUUGGCCUACAAGUCUUCCCUGGAUGUCCCGGAUGUGGAGGGGUGUACUCCUCUUCACUAUGCAGCGUAUCGCAAAAAUCUGGCAACAGCGGAAAUCCUUAUCUUCUGUGGUGCAAACGCAGAUUUUAAAAAUAAGAAAAGACUGUCUCCUUUCGCUACUAAUAGAAAUGAAGACUUCAGGGAACUGGCAAGACAGUCCAGAAAGGUGCGAGAAGCCAUAGAACGCAAAGAUAUUAUUAUCGAACACGACGAGCUUCAUCCUGGUAAGACGAGCCAUCUCAAGGAUAUUGGACUCAAGAUAUUCACACCUGAUAACUUCAAAUUGCACAGUCUAAGCUUUCUGUGCAGACGGGUUCGUCCUGAGUUAUGCGCAGACUCUCUCAAGCCCGUCGGGAAGGAAAUUCUGAUCAGCGAUGCGUUUGAAUAUAUAACAUCUACUGUGCAUGUUAAUGGAGAAGUGGACCUUGAAGUUCCUCUUUACGACCAUCCUGACCCAUACGAGAUCAUUCAGAUUAAAUCCAACGUAGGUAACAUAGAGGACCCCUCGGCAAUAGUUGAGGGACCAACUACGUAUAAUGAGCAUUCAGGAGUUCUACGUUGGAAGCUGAGGAUACGCUUGGACAUAACAAAGAUUAAAUCUUUCAUCUUAAUUACAAUUCCAAAAGUGGAGCGGUUUGAAGUCACAUCGAGGGGUGGGGAAUUUGUGUCAGAGGUAGACAAGUUCAUCAAUAUAAAAGUUGCCCCGGACACAUUCCAGAUGGGGACUGUCAAUAUGGAGGUGAUUCCGACACCAGUGUAUAAGUCCGAAAACUUCAAAAAUAUUCUAUCAAUUGGUCACUUUUAUGAUCUACACCACAGUCUUGGCUGUGACCAGUUUCAAAAGAAUGGCGUCACAUUUACAUCACCAAUACCACAUGAGUUUGAAAGCGAGGGAGAACUUUGUGUCUUGGCAGCAGAUAUUCCAUUGGAUUUCGAUCCAGACGUAGAUAAAUUAAACGAGAAUAUAUGGGAAAUUUUGGACAGAGAUCCGAAGAAGAAAAAAGGAAGAGUGUCAUGUGACCUGUCCCAUUUUUCUACACAUGUUUUGGCCGAGAAAAGAAAAGGAACCACCGACGCAAGCUUUAAAUCUCAAGUGAAUAAAAUUCAUACUAAGGCGUAUAAGAGAGCAAAAGUAAUCUGCUUCUUUGCAGUUCUAAAACCAAUGCCUGGUAACAUUUACGAAAUUGCUUUAGAAUGUACAGUUCCACAAAAGGUAAAUGACCGAUUGAACCAAUGGAAGUCUGACAAUUACAUUGCUUUGUCUCCAAAAUGUACGGGUGACUUUGACAGUUACGAAAAACAGGAGUACAGUAUAAUAUUUUCGGGAAACAUUAAAAUGCAAUUUGGAACAACAAAACUUCAAUUUCAUUCAAAGCGAAAAAACAGUUUUCAGACACUUUGCAUUUGCAUUGCAAAUAAAGACGAACCAGCAAACGGCUCAUUGGAUGUGAUCGAAAUGCCAGAGGAAGAAAAAUUAACCAGUAUCAUGCUGUGGUUGUCCAAUAUAACAGCAAAAAACCCCACUCCUAAAAAAGAGGAUUCAUUUACAGGUUUUACUCGAGAGAAACUUCUAAAGAAGAUAGCGACAAAUUUGGGCCCAGAAUGGACUCGUUUUUGUGUCUUGCUUGGAAUUCCUUUCCGCAAAGUAGAUGAAAUAAGGACUAAAACAUUUAAAGACAAUUCUACAGAAAAUAAAAUCGUGAAAGUAUUGCUUGAGUGGAGGAAGAACUCUCAGCACCUGGAUGAUAUGGGAGUUGUGGAUCUAGUGACAGCUCUGUCCAGGGUAGAAAGGAAUGACGUUGCUGAUUUAGUCCACCAGGACCUCAGGGAAUGGUUAAAGGAAAACAAAGUUGAAAAAGAAGACAGAUUUUAUAAAUGGGCAGAGAAUGCUAUAAAGGGAACAUUAGAUAUAUCAAGAAAAGAAGAUUAUCUUGAGCCUAUGUCUGACGAAUUUUUUGUCCUUCUCGUCGAAAAAUUUGCAAAUCCAGAUUUCCAAAAUCUUGGUGUGUUAUUGGGAAUACCUGAAAACCAGAAUUCAAACAUCUUCGCGGAUACAACAUUUCCAAAUUACCAGUACAAAGUUUUGCAUAUGUUCAUUGUCGCUCGGGAGAGACAGAAAGAUCGCGUCAAUGCCCUCAUAGAUCUCACUGACGCUCUCAAAAUUACAAAGAACUUUGAUUGCUUGCAAUGGGUCCAGGACUGUAAGAUAAAGUGGUUAGAAAAAACUAAAGAUAAAAAGAAGAAAACGAAAUAUCAUCUGGACUUGGAGAAAUUAAUCCGGAAAGAGGCUGGGGAAAGCAUUGAGGAAGAUGAGGAGAGUGACUUGGGAGAAGAAACGGAGCUGAUUGGGGAUCACAAGGGGGGAAAUAAGAAAACAGAAUCAAAACCUGAGUCAGAAACUCAAGAGGAAGAAAAGUCUGAACUAAAAGAGGAUGAAAACCAAGCACACGUUAGGUUCAGCGAAAAAAAUGAUUAUGAACUAAGAAAAGAUAGAAACGAAGAAGAACAAGAAGAAAAAUCUAAAAAUAUUAAAUCUAGAUUAACGGAAGAUGGAACAUUGGAGAAAAGUGGCGAAGAUUCCGAAAUAAAAAAUCAAGAACAUGAAGAAGUUAAAAUGAUAGAUGAGCAACUUAACCAGUCUAACGACAAUAAUUAUGACUUAAAGAAUCCUAAAAAAUCUAAAGACAGGUAUAAUGAAGUUGAGGAAGGCGAACCCUCGAGGAUGAAUAAAGAUGAGUUAAAAGACGACGAUACAGAAGAAAGUAUUUCUAAUGCUUCAAAUUCUAAUGACAAUAAUGCCGAUUAUCCCGAAGAUAAUACAAUUGUGAAUGAUCAGAACAAACAUCAUAGAUAUAAUUCUGAACACCAUGAAAAAUUACAAAGGGAAGAUAUGGACAGUGACACAGUUAUUAUUGAAGGGGAAAAUUCUGAUUACAAUCACAAAACUUUUAAAGACAAAGAAUCUGAUUUAGAUGAAGAUGAACACGUCGAUAAAACUCAAGAGAAAACUGGGGAGAGAGACAGUCAUAUUGAAGUCUUUAGCACCGAGGAACAGCAAGAAAAAUCGACAGAUGGUCAACUGGUUGUAAAAGAGCUUGCCAUUGCCGAUGGAAAGAAAUCAAAAGACAACGAUGGAUAUUUAGAGAAAGGGGAGGAAACGAUUUCUUUCACAAGGAUAACAACGUAAAUUAUUAAACGACAUUUUGACAAGUCUCUUGUAAAAAGAAAUAGCAAAGAAACAAAAGAUAGUGAAAACAAAAUGAUUUACUUCGAAUAGCAAUCAACGUAAAUGAACCAAAUCAAAGCUGAUGACAGUAUAGAGUGUUACACAUGUUACAAUUUAAGAUACCUGUAAACAAUAGAGAUGGUGUGGUGUUAUUUAUUUUUAACAAAUCUUUCAUGUGCAAAGUUUUUAUUUUAUCGGGAAAAUACUCUAUACUAGAAUCGAAAAGAAACGUUUAUAGAUUUUAGUGAAUAUUAUAUAAAUUGACUUUAUAAAUUGUAUUUAUCUAAAUUUGAGAAGAUCUCGAGCUAAAAAUAUGAUACUUAUGUUGCUUUAACAUAUGUACAUGUGAUUUUAAUAUAAACAAUACUAAUACGUAAUUUUGAUUAAAACCAAAUCAUCAACGUUCCGUUUUUUUCCUUAAAUGAUAUUUUCCAAUUUUGACAUAUACCUCGAUCAGAACAUGCCAAAUUGUGGAAAAAGAGCAUGGAGGGUACAGCCGUUCAACAGGGGAUGCAUACUCCUCCUAGGCACAAGGUCCUACCUCUAUUUUUCUAGAGGUCGGGUUGUUCUACUUUAAAUUUGUAUUUCUUUUUAUGGAUUUUUGAGAUGGUUGACAGUUUGUAAUUGUCAUUUUUCAUCUAGCAAUAUAAAUUUUAGAAACAAUUCUGAUAAAACCGAAUUUCAUGAUAUAUAAAAAUUAGGCAGUUCACUGCCAUGAUGCCAAGCCAAUCCGGCCCAUUUAUUUCUAUAAAAUUUAGAGAUCAAAGGAUUCUUUUUGCACUGAUUUUGUCAUGUAUUUAUAAAAAAAACCAAUCGUAUACU